Molecule: messenger RNA, 3032 nt
Organism: Cyprinus carpio (common carp)
Lineage: Eukaryota; Metazoa; Chordata; Actinopteri; Cypriniformes; Cyprinidae
Product: growth differentiation factor 6b
Biological process (GO): SMAD protein signal transduction; BMP signaling pathway
Cellular component (GO): extracellular region
Molecular function (GO): cytokine activity; growth factor activity
Source: RefSeq, a predicted model, not a curated record
AAUAAUCACAACACACAGUGCACUCUUAUAAAUAUAUUACAUUGUCUUCUAAUGAUUUGUCUUUGUUUAUAAUCUACUAUUGUUUUUCCAUAUGAUCAUAAUCUGUAAGCCACAACUAUAAAUUCUGAGCACAUUCACUCAUAAUAACUAUAGAACAAAAACAACUUUUAACAAAAUUAAAUAUUUAAAUCUAUUCCUUUUACUUUCAAUAAUAUAUAUUUACAUGCUUUCUUGUAUGCUUAAUAAAAUUUGAAGUUCUUUCAUAGUUUGUUUUUCUAUGUACUAUAUAGUAUAGUCAGCAUGAAAUGAAAGGCACAAUUGUCUUUUCUUCUCUACUCUAACACUGUAUAUUCAAGUGAAACUGCUUCUUGAAUGAGGAAAAAAACAGUAGGGUGAGAAUUGAUUGGAUCAGAUUAUGAGAGCACAUGAAUUAAACAAAAAUGAUAUGCACAGAUUAUAUGCGGUAUAAUAAACACUGAAAUGUUUCAUAAAAAACAAAAACAAUUGUCGGUUUUGAUUUCAUGGUGAUUUUAAAUGUCUACAAACAAUUUUCAAAGCAUAUUUACAACAUGCACAACAGGACAAUUCAGUCUUUUUAAAAAACCAUGACUAUGCAUUUAAUUCUGACCACAUCACAUGUGUGGAAAUAUCAUAUUAUUCAACAUCUGGAGGAUGCUUUCUUUGUUAAUGCAAUAGAAAGAAAGAAAGAAAGAAAGAAAGAAAGAAAGAAAGAAAGAAAGAAAGAAAGAAAGAGAGGAGGACCACUAGAGGGAGAUAAAGUCCACAGCGCUCAAUCCUCAUACUUACACCUGCCGAACUUUGGGGGAAAAAAAACAAUGUGUUCACAUUCAUGAUGAGCUUAAAGAAAGAAAUUAAAAACUUGCACAUUUUUGUCACUUUUCUUUUUUUUUAACUAUUGUUUCGUAUUCUACAUAGCAGUUGCAUCCGUAUUUAAAACGCUACGUGGUACCUUGGUUCUAAUAAAACCUUAUAUCUAAAUAAACCAAUAUAAUGUAAAACAUACAAAACUUAUAAAUGUUCUACUGUUAAUCGCGCAUAUAAAAAAUGAUUCCGACAUAGAGGACUGUAUAGCAUCAUCUGAAAACUGGGGAGGAGGCAGAGGUGUUUAAGUCUUGUUGUUUGGAUUGAGUUGAGCUAAUAAUGUCAUGACGGUACUUGAGGCAGUUCUUUAGAGGAGCUGCCCUCAGUCUGCGCUCCUCCACACACAUGUGAUGUGUCCGUGUUUUUCCCAAGCAGUUCCUUCGUUUUUUCUUGUGCAUUUACAAGAUGUGUUCUUAUGGAGUCUCAGGGGUAUUUUUGACUUUUACUCUGCUUUUGCAUUUUCUUUGUGUUCAGUCAAUAAAUCCUCUGUUUCCAACCGCAUCCAAAGGCAUGAAAGUGUCCAAGACUGUUCCUGCUGAUGGCCACAGAAGAGCCAAAUACGGCAAAAGUACAUUGUCAGCAUCACCGUUAUCAGGAGACGUACAGUCACAGCGGGCGAUCAAGGAUGCAAUUGAACCUCAUGAUUACAUGAUCUCCAUCUACAAGACAUUUUCCGCGGCUGAGAAACUGGGACUGAACGCGAGUUUUUUCCGCUCGUCAAAAGCAGCAAACACCAUAACGAGUUUUGUGGACGAGGGUCAAGAUGACCUUUUGAACUCCCCACUGUGGAGGCAGCAAUACUUAUUCGAUGUAUCGACUCUUUCUGAAAACGUGGAGCUCUUGGGUGCUGAACUGAGGAUAUACACAAAGAUCUCCGGAAGCUUCCGAGCGUCUGAGACAGGGCCAGUGGAGAUACAGCUGCUCUCCUGCCAGUCGCACACUGUCCUCGAUUCCAAAACCUUGGAUCUGGAGGAUGCGUAUAAACCGAAAUGGGAGGUUUUUGACGUAUGGGAGGUUUUUAAGGAACGUCAGCGCCACUCCCACGGGACGCGCUUCUGUUUGGAGCUCAAGGCGACGCUAGAUAAUCCUGAGAGGGAUAUCGACUUGCAAUAUCUUGGAUUUCUCAGACAUGGCCGUCCGCAACUAAAGAAAGCCAUAUUGGUUGUUUUCACAAGGUCAAAAAAGAGGCAAAGCCUUUUCUAUGAAAAAAGGGAGAAGAUAAAGCUGUGGGGUUUGGAUAGUCUUGGGAAGGAGAAAGCACCUCACUCGAAGUCCCGACGGAGAAGACGGACCACUUUACCCAACCGCCAUGGCAAGAGACAUGGCAAAAAGUCCAAAUCUAGGUGCAGCAAAAAACCCUUGCAUGUGAAUUUCAGGGAACUGGGUUGGGACGACUGGAUCAUCGCUCCCUUAGACUAUGAGGCCUAUCACUGUGAGGGAAUGUGUGACUUCCCUCUCCGGUCUCACCUGGAGCCGACCAAUCACGCCAUCAUACAAACUCUCAUGAACUCCAUGAACCCCAGCAACAUGCCGCCCAGCUGUUGCGUCCCGUCCAAACUCAGUCCCAUCAGCAUCCUGUACAUCGACGCAGGAAAUAACGUCGUAUACAAGCAGUAUGAGGACAUGGUGGUGGAGUCCUGCGGCUGCAGGUGAUUGGGAAGUUCAAACCAAAGAGGAAAUUUAAAUAAAUAUGUCUUCAGAACACUACUGGAAUGCUAUACUGUAAAUCACAUCUGGAAAUAUGAUUUUUGGACUGGAAUAAAGCACAGAAAUAUUCUUACAUCACUCUUAGUUCCAUUUCACUGGGCAGUUUUAUACUAAACUUGUUCGUGUGUACAAGACAACUUCAUUGCUACAACAUGUUCCUGCUUUAAAUAACUGGAUUUUAUGGACUGAUAUGUAAAUGAUUUUUUUAAUUGUACAGGUAUAAAUUUUAAUUUAUGUUCAGUUACACUAAGUUAUUUUCUCUUUAAGUGCUAUCAUUUAUUCAGUAAUAUUUCACACAUAUAAAUAAGCUAUUUUAUGUAUUGUAUCUAUCUACCUCAUUGUACAAAUUAUGUUAUCAUGAAAAUGUCUUCCUUUGAGAGAUUAACCUUGUGAAAGGUUUUGUAAAUAUUUUAUAAAAAGUAGGAACCACAUUAUUCCUUCAA